ACAGACAGGGACGAGCUAAUAACGGGAUGACGCUGUGCUUGGUUUCUGUCAUAUACCAACACGGACAAUCCACAUCCAAAUCUAAAGUGUAGGGUGAAAGUAGACCCACAAAACCUGACAACGGACAGUUGUCAAAAUUGGAGCUGCAUCAACAGAUCCAGGAUUUUGAUAUCGGUAUAAAGGGGAACUCUGGACGUGGCACUGGGCUUUUAUCUUGGGUCUCAUUUUGAGGGGAAUACAUACAGAGCCUUGGCUUGGGGGGAUUACGUGGUGGAUUUCGUCGAGACACCAUGUCAAUCUUGCCCUCUUUCGGAUUCACGCAGGAGCAGGUCGCUUGCGUCUGCGAAGUGCUGCAGCAGGGUGGGAACAUGGAGAGGCUCGGGCGAUUCCUCUGGUCCCUGCCAGCCUGUGACCACCUCCACAAGAACGAAUCCGUGCUCAAAGCGAAGGCCGUUGUGGCCUUCCACCGGGGAAAUUUCCGUGAGCUCUUUAAGAUCCUGGAGAGCCACCAGUUCUCUGCGCACAACCACCCUAAACUGCAGCAGCUCUGGCUGAAGGCGCACUACGUGGAGGCGGAAAAGUUGCGGGGCCGCCCGCUCGGGGCUGUGGGCAAAUACCGUGUGCGCAGGAAAUUCCCUUUGCCCCGUACGAUCUGGGACGGCGAGGAGACAAGUUACUGCUUUAAAGAAAAGUCUCGGGGUGUGCUACGUGAAUGGUACACGCACAAUCCUUAUCCAUCUCCACGAGAGAAGAGGGAGCUGGCGGAUGCAACGGGACUGACCACCACGCAGGUCAGCAACUGGUUUAAAAACAGGAGGCAGAGAGACCGGGCAGCCGAGGCAAAGGAGAGAGAGAACAGCGAAAACAACGGCGUUGGCGGUAAUAAACAGAACCAGCGGUCCCCGCUUGACGGAGGAAAGUCGCUCAUGUCCAGCUCGGAGGAUGAGUUCUCUCCGCCGCAGAGCCCCGAGCACAACCCCGUGCUUCUGCUGGGGAACAUUAACCAUCCCGGGGCUCCCACAUACCCAAUGCCCGGCCUCGGUGCACAGCAUUCGGUACACAGUAUGCAAGGACAUCCGCACCAGAUCCAGGAUUCGCUUUUGGGAUCUCUGACAUCCAGCCUUGUGGAUUUAGGAUCUUAGUUCACAUUUUAAGCGACAAGACUGGAGCACGUUAUAAACGUAGGCCUAAUAUUACGGUAUUACUGCAUAGCCUGUUCUUAUGACUAAAGAGGACGUUUGCUGAAAUAAAAUAUUCUGUUGCGAAAUGCUUAGAAAAGGGAGGAAAUCAAAAAAAAGAGUUUGGGGAAUUUUGAGUUUACUGGAUAAGAGCGAAUAAACUGGUAAAACCAGCGAGGGUGAUAUUUUAGAAUAUUCACGGUAUUGCCCAACAGUAAACCGUAAAUAACUUUUAAUAAUUUAUGUAGUUUUCCUUAAAGAUUAUCUAUAGAAAUUGCUCUGUAUUGGACAGCACGAAGAGCAGGAUUUUUUCAUGUGAAAAUCACUGCAUCAAACAUCUUUAACUUAACACUAUGAUUGUGGACAACAUUGUUCAGUUGCUUUUUUUAAUUAUUAUUAUUUUUAUUCAGUUAAGACAAAUGUAUGAAGCCACUACAUUUCAUUUACAUUUCUAAAAAAAAUAAUGUGGUUCUCCAGGAUUUAUUUUAAAACAUAUUUUUUUUUAACUGUUGGAGUCAUCAUCAUCUGUUUUGAACAUUUGUCUUUAACAAAAAUAAAUAAAUAAAACAGUGUGGGCCUAAUAAUCAAAACAAAAAAAAAUCGGAAUAUAUUAUAUACAUAAAAGGCUAAAAAAAAAAAGCUAUAUAUAAAAAAGAAAAAAAGACAUAUGCCAAUCCGCGUGACGUGUCCUAGCCGGAAGAGGGCAUGAGCGCGUGAAAAAUGAGAACGUCUGAAACGUCAACAAGAAGGUAGAGGGGCAGAGAGACGGCCAAGAGGCGUCAGACUGCGAGUAAGACCAACUGUAACUUUUUGUCUGUUAGAUUGUGCAGUCAAAAACUCAACACACUAAAUUAUAGGUAACUUUAAAGUCUAAUAAAGAUUUAUUACAUUCACUGACAUCACAAAAAAUGCAAGAUAGGUGAGUGAGAAAGACAGACAUCUGUAAAGGGGACUAUUUUUGUUCUGGGCUACCGAAAACGGACACGGAUCGGAACACUGCAGCCAAACCACUACAAAAUACUCGGUGUUUUUUUUUUUUUAUUAUUAUUUAUUUAUUUUUUUUCUAGUAUCAAUUUAACACAACUUAAAACAAUUGUCAACUUGGGUUUAAAUAAAAUUAACCGUUUCAUUAAGACCACAAGAAACAAAACACUAGGCUACACAUGAGACAAGAAACGAAAACGUUGAAUUUGCUGCCUUUAAAGAGAUUAAGAAAGAUUAAAUAAGAAAUAAAUAAGUAGCUAUAUAAGCACAUUUCCAGUUAGGCAUUUCCGCAUAAUAAAAUGAAAACUAAUGUUUCAGGAUCAGGAAUAUUCUGCUGCGAUCAGCUCGAAAUCUCAUGAAACUGUGUUGGCCCACCCCAACAACUCCUUCUCUUACCUCGAUAGCCUCGUGUCAGGGUAAUUGAUUCUGACCAGAGAGCGCAGAGGGUUUCCGGGCUCUAAUUAAAACCAUUCUCCGGGUGUAGUAUGGCUUGAUUGCAUGAACUGGGGGACACCCUUCCUGCUUCCAUCCUCAGGGUGAUGCACUGCACAACAGGGAUAUGUCUGUCUGUCUAUUCUGAAAAUCCCGGUUUCGUUUAGCAAUAAACACAGGCAAGAACUUUUAAUCAAAUAGCUUUAGAAUUAGGAUUGAUUAUGGCAGUUUUGACUCUAAGGCCCCCGCACUGUCCAAGACAUUAUUUGAAGGCCCCCUCGCCCGAAACUAGACAUGUCUGAUUAAAAUAAGUAAUCAUGGAUGAUUUUUUACUCUAGAAGUUUCAGAACUAGUCUUUUUAUAAUAUUGUGGCAUACAUCUUAAAGUAUUUUUUGCAUUUCAAUUAAGUUGGGUUAUUUUAAUAUUUCUUUAUUUAAAAAACAUUUUAAGUCACCUUGAGGCCCCCUUGGAAGUGUGCUGAUGCCCCCUAGUGGGUCCCGGCCCCAUGGUUGACCCCCUAGUGGGUACCUGCCCCAAAUUCAAGAAUUCAUACAAUUCUUCCAUGAACAAUACACCAAAGCUGGGCAUGAAAGUCAGUUGUGGGUUUUAAUCAGCAUGUUAAUGCAAGACGCAUAGACAUUCCUUACAUUUGCUUUCUUCAUGUUGGUAGUUUCUACAAAACUAACAGAAAUGUUCAGAAAUCUAAUAAUAAAGUCUCACAUAAAAUCACAAAUAUAGGCUUUAUUAUUUUUUUUGUCUUGGUGACGUGGCCAAUUGUCGUGAAUGUCUUCAUGUGUCUAAACACGGUUAAAACGAGAAACUUUAGCAAUAUUUGAGUCUGUUCGCAUACCUGCAUUUUUCUAUGCUCUGGACAUCACUUUUGUAUAUUUUUUAUACAUUGAUGCCGUGUUCAAUACACCUUUGCAUGCUUCAAACAAAAACGAAGCAAAUAAAUUAAUAUGGGAUAAUGUUAAAGAAUUCAUCUGAUUAUUAUUAAAUGGCAUUACUGACUUCUCAAAGGUGCAGAUUAAAUACCACAGAAUACUUGCAAACCUGUGACAUUCGAUCCUACACUCUAGGAUUUGGUAGCUUCACCUGCACAGGUUGUCACUCAUCCAGAACUCUCAAGGAAACUGAUCCAUAUGGCUUUUUUUUAUGGAGAGGGGGCAGCACUGAAGGAGCUUUUUAAGCUAGUCUGAAGAGAGCCAGAAUAGUGGGAUUCUGUUACCAAUGAUGCAUGGACCUGACAACACUUAAACCAGACCCUCACUGAAAGCAUGUGUUUGUGUGA
Xyrauchen texanus (razorback sucker) is the source of this 3885-nucleotide messenger RNA. It is a transcript of the gene six1a, whose product is annotated as SIX homeobox 1a. The coding region runs from base 291 to 1142 and encodes 283 amino acids. The record is from RefSeq and is a predicted model, not a curated record. The transcript is spliced from 2 exons. Lineage: Eukaryota; Metazoa; Chordata; Actinopteri; Cypriniformes; Catostomidae. Gene Ontology annotation, biological process: regulation of transcription by RNA polymerase II. Gene Ontology annotation, cellular component: transcription regulator complex; nucleus. Gene Ontology annotation, molecular function: DNA-binding transcription factor activity, RNA polymerase II-specific; RNA polymerase II cis-regulatory region sequence-specific DNA binding.